AUGAAAGCAGAUGUCCAGACACUGUGCACUGCAUCCUGGAGAAGCACCAUGAUCAACAUCAACAGGACCCAGGAGGUUGCAGUCUUGCUGAGGCUGCAAGUGAGGAAGGAGGAACUGAACAGAGCCCACGAGCAUCGAUUCAGCCACUGCCCCACGGGUGGAGGACAGGGCUCAGGCCAGCGGUCCACCCUGGCUGUGUGUCUCCUUUCUGUGAGGGCUGCCUGGAGCACUGGCCUGGAAUGCUGGAAGAUGCUUGUGGUGGAAUCUGGGAUAGGAGUGGUGAAGACGGAGGGACACAGCAGCAGGAGGGAUGUGCUGGAUGAAGGGAAAGAGGAUGAUGCCUUGAGUGAAGCCCUUGGUGAGACUGUAGCUGAUGCUGAUGCAGGAGAUGAAGAGGAGCUAUCUGAUGCUGAUGCAGAAGAUGAAGGGGAGCUAGCUGAUGCUGAUGCAGAAGAUGAAGAGGAGCUAGCAGAUACUGAUGCAGAAGAUGAAGAGAAGAUACAAAGUGACCUGUGGCACAAGCAAAGGUUCUUGGAUGUUUAUCCUCAGGUGAAACUGGAACUCGAGGAGCGCAUCAGGAAGCUCCAUGCCCUGGCAGACAAGGUUGACAAGGUGCACAGGGACUGCACCAUCUCGCAGGUGGUGGCCAGCUCCAGCAGUGCUGUGUCUGGAGUGCUGACAAUCCUUGGUCUGACUCUGGCACCUGUGACAGCAGGAGUCAGUCUGGCACUGUCAGCCACUGGCUUGGGGCUGGGGACAGCUGCAGCUGUGACUAGUGUUUCCACAAGCAUUGUGGAAAAGGUAAGUGUGGUGUCUGCUGAGGCUGAAGCCAGCAAGCUGGUGCCAACCAACAAAGACACAGUGAAGGACAUGAAAGAUGUUUUGGGUCUGAGUGGCCCCAGACUUGUUUCCUUAUCCAAGAAUUCCUUCAAGAACCUGGAAAACAUCAAGAAAAACAUUCAUGCCAUCAAACUGGCCAAAGCCAACCCUCGCCUAGCAAAUAAUGCCAAGUGUCUCAUGACCACAGGAAAGACAUCAACCGAAACCACUAAACAGGUGCAGAAAGCCUUUGGAGGUACAGCUCUGGCCAUGACCAAAGGAGCCCGGAUCACGGGUGCAGCUACUGCAGGUCUGUUCCUCCUACUGGAUGUGAUCAGCCUUGUGCAAGACUCAAAGCAUUUGCAUGAUGGAGCAAAGGCUGAGUCUGCUGCAGAGCUACGGCAACAAGCUCUGGACCUGCAGCAGAAGUUGCAGGAGCUCAAACAGGUUCAUGACACCCUGAUUCAGUGACCUCUUCUUCUCAGUGAAGCUCAGAGGACUGGGGAGGGAGUGUACUGGGCAGAGCCAUGAACACAUGCGAGCCCCUGACUGUAUCCCUUUUAGGCUCCCUUCUGCCUUGCAGUGUAGCCAAGUGGAAAAUCGCAGUGACUGCUCACACCUCCCUUCUGCCUGCUGCCGUUCUUUUCUCUAUGAUUCCUUCAGAGCUAUGCAAGGGAAAAAUUGUGAUGCUUUUUUAAGAACUCAGAAACCUUUGCAGGUGCAUUCAUAGAGUUGAUCUUCUCCUUCUCUAUCACUGGGCAGAAUGCGGUUGAUGGCCAUGUUCCAUCACCCUCCAGAAGACAGCAAAGGAAAGAAUAAAUACAAAACCAAGGGAAGUGGCUGUUCCCAUCACCCACCCAGAGGGUACUGUGUGCAAGCUGACAGUGAUGCUAUUCCCAAGGAAGACCUCAAGUGGGAUAACAGUUGUGAGAUCAUCAGGAAACAGAUGCAAGCAUCAGUCACCUGGUUGACUCAGGGCAGGAUGCUGUGAGAAGACAGGGCAUGUGUGCAGAUUCUUGGUCUCCUGCUCACAGAGUCAUGAUCCCUGCAUGGGAGCCUGUAGAGACCGGUACUAAAGGAACAUCAAAUGGUAUUAGAACUCAUGGACUGGUGUGCCUUGUAGAGGCAGAGCCCUCAGAACUACACAUCCUGAGGACUUCAUGCUGUCGCGAAGCUCUGCUUGCUGUUCUCACAGUCUUCACGUCCUUCCUAAUCUGUGUCUUGUAUGAAGAUUCUAAGGGGGCUUCCAACCGCUCACUGAGCAGUAUCAUGGGCACUCACAAUAAUAGUGCUUGAUCUUUUUCUAGCAUUGCUGCUGGAGCAGAUUAAUGAUUCAGUCACCACCCUCAGGAAGAACUUAGAGGGGUAGAUUGUUAGCAAUGACCACCACACUUAGAAAGAGUUUGGAGAUGGAGAAGUUAUGUUAAGAUGUUUUCGCUGGGGAGUGAUGGCUCAGUAGUUAAGAGCAUUGACUGCUCUUCCAGAGGUCUGGAGUUCAGUUUCCCACAACCCUAUCUGUAAUAGGAUCCAGUGCCAU
Grammomys surdaster is the source of this 2356-nucleotide messenger RNA. Its product is annotated as apolipoprotein L2-like. Bases 1 to 1290 code for a protein of 429 amino acids. Gene Ontology annotation, cellular component: extracellular region; membrane. Gene Ontology annotation, biological process: lipid transport; lipoprotein metabolic process. The transcript has 4 exons. Lineage: Eukaryota; Metazoa; Chordata; Mammalia; Rodentia; Muridae. The record is from RefSeq and is a predicted model, not a curated record. Gene Ontology annotation, molecular function: lipid binding.